This is a messenger RNA of Didymella exigua CBS 183.55, 2187 nucleotides long. RefSeq names its product 3-phytase A precursor. Gene Ontology annotation, molecular function: acid phosphatase activity. The record is from RefSeq and is a predicted model, not a curated record. The transcript has 4 exons. Lineage: Eukaryota; Fungi; Ascomycota; Dothideomycetes; Pleosporales; Didymellaceae. The coding region runs from base 132 to 1784 and encodes 550 amino acids.
GCCUCUGUGCCUAUCGUUCACGUGAGGCUAUCGUUCACGUGAGGCUAUCGUAUACAUAGAGAGGAGCGCGAUUUGUCUCUCUUCACUGUCAUUUCCGUUCCUGUGCGCGUUCUGUACUUUGACACACAGUCAUGCACGGACUACUUGAGCUGUCUCUGCAGCUUCUCAACUUCAGGGGUUCUUCUGAUGCGCAAAAGCCGAUACCUGGAGAACAUGCUGCUGUGAAGCUCACACCAACGAUUAAGUCUGCUGGCGUUCCAGAUUACUUCGUCACGGAUGAUGGUCAUUUCGCAGGACCCACACAAACCGGCGAUGCACCGUACAUGGCUCAAACCAACAUAGCGCCUUUCAUUGGAGUGUCUUACAUUCCUAAUGCGCCCCUCGAGACCCAGGUACCCAUUGCCAACGCUGAAGGACGGAAUAUCUUCCGAAGUCUGGCCAACCUCAGCCCCUACUUCCCUAACCCGCGCGGCUUUGGUGUGGACGAGUAUGCUAUCCCACCAGGCUCGAACGUCACAUGGCUGAACAUGGUGCAUCGCCAUGGCAGCCGCUACCCCGAGUUCAGUGGUGAUGCAGCUGAGAUGAUGCUUGGAAGGAAGCUGACAGCCGCUGCUGGAAAAUUCACAGGCCAUGGUGCCCUAGACUUCCUCAACUACUGGAGAUGGCAGCUUGGUGGCGAGAUUCUGGUCCCCAUGGGCAAGCAGGAGCUCUUCAAUUCUGGCACGCUGCACUACUAUCAAUACGGUCAUCUCUACCCCAACAAUGGCAGCAAAAUUGUAGUCCGCAGUACCACACAACGACGCAUGUACGAGUCCGCAGAGUAUUUUAUGGCAGGCUUUUUUGGUCUAGGGUGGGCACAGAACGCGACUCUCGAACUUGCCAUUGAGUCGCCGGGCUACAACAAUACCCUCGCCGGAUACAAGCAAUGCAACCAUUCCAGCUGGCUCAUGGCGAGAGAUGCGCUCAUGGAGUGGGUUAAUGUAUAUCUCGUUGACGCACACGAGCGUUUUACGAACAACAUAACCGGUGACCUCGAUUGGACCAUCACCGACACCUACAACGCCCAAGCCUUCUGCGCGUAUGAGACGGUUGGACUUGGUUUCUCCCACUGGUGCAGUCUGUUCACCUACGAAGAGUGGGAGGGCUAUGAGUAUGCCCUCGACAUCGGCUUCACAGCAGGAACGGCCUUUGCUUCCCCGGUCGGACGCGCCAUCGGUGUUGGCUACGUCCAGGAAGUACUCGCACGCAUGCAGCACCACGUCAUCGUCGACCAGAGCGCGCAGAUCAAUAUCACGCUUGACAACAACAACGCUACAUUCCCAGUAGACCAGAACUUGAACCUCGACUUCAGCCACGAUGCAAACAUCAUCAGCAUCUUGGUUGCCUUUGGCCUGACCCAAUUUGCCGAGCACCUGCCCACCAAUGCCAUCAAGAAAGAUCGCGAGUUCAUCCUGAGCUACAUGGAGCCGUUUGCUGGCCGCCUCGACAUCGAGGUCAUCAAGGCACCUGCGCCCGUCAACCCUAAUCGCCACUCAAAAGAUAUCUACCUUGACGGUGAGCCGACCAGCUACGUGCACUUCAUUCUCAACCAGCGCACAAUCCCUCUUGGCAGAAGCUUGCAGGCGUGCGGCGAUCGGGAUGAUGGGUGGUGCGAUAUCGAGACGUUUUUGAAGGUGCAGAAGGAGCAGAUCGAGUUGGCCGACUAUGAGUAUGCGUGUUUUGGGGACUAUGAAACCCCCAAGUAUGGAGACAUUACGGAUGGACGACCGGUCAAAAAGGAGUAGACGAUACCCUCGUUCUGCUGCAGCAUAUGCUGGAGUUGAGCACGAGGGGUCUUGAGAGUGAUAAAGAGUUAUAGAGACAAGAUAGCGAGAACUGAAAUUAUACAAUACCUACUGCGAAUUCCCAUCUGGUCGAUAGACACAAUCGUCCUUGCUGACCGUCUCAUCUGUUGUCCCCGUGUUCGCGCUUGAAGCCAUCGUCCGUUCGUCCUCGUCUUGUCUGACAUCACCAUCGCCCCCUCUCAUCUCUCAUCGGCCUCACUUCGCUCGCCUCUCCCCACAAUCUCCUCCAUUCAAGAAACCCAGCAGUACCUUUGUGGAAAGCCGACCUCGCUUCGCUCACUCAUUACACCCACACACGGCUCUUACCGGCCCUAUCAGCCAACCAGUUUACACGCUGCUUAUC